Messenger RNA from Belonocnema kinseyi, 1782 nucleotides. It is a transcript of the gene Ssl1, whose product is annotated as general transcription factor IIH subunit 2. The transcript is spliced from 7 exons. Gene Ontology annotation, cellular component: transcription factor TFIIH holo complex; transcription factor TFIIH core complex. The record is from RefSeq and is a predicted model, not a curated record. Gene Ontology annotation, biological process: regulation of transcription by RNA polymerase II; DNA-templated transcription; nucleotide-excision repair. Lineage: Eukaryota; Metazoa; Arthropoda; Insecta; Hymenoptera; Cynipidae. Gene Ontology annotation, molecular function: zinc ion binding. The coding region runs from base 308 to 1519 and encodes 403 amino acids.
GCAUGGAGCCGUUCGGAUCAUGUGGAUAACCGCACUUACUCAAUGUGUUUUUGACAUUUUUCGUAACACUAUAUUUUUUUUAAUAAAUCGUAAGCAACAGAGAGAUUUACGAUUAUAAAGAUAAAAAAGACACUUGUGAGAUAAUUAGUUGAUUCUUGAGUUGUAGGGGUAAUUUCAAUUAGUCAAUCAAAUCAGACAAAUAGAGAGUUUAACCUAACUUAUUGUACAAAUAAUUUGUUAUUUUAAUAAUAUUUCGGGUAGAAAUAUUAUUCAUUAGAAAAUAAAUUUGUGAAAAGUGGUAGUAGAGAUGGCUGAUGAAGAAGAUGAAAAGGAAUAUCGCUGGGAGACUGGUUAUGAAAAAACAUGGGAGGCAAUCAAAGAAGAUGAAUAUGGCUCGCUGGAAUUUUCAGUGGCGGAUAUUAUUCUCAAAGCGAAGAGAAAACGACAGCUGGAGAGAAAAGGUGGCUCCAGAUUAGGGAUGAUGAGACAUAUUUAUAUAAUUUUGGAUUGUUCCGAAAAAAUGACAAACGAAGAUUUGCAUCCUACUCGUAUAUUUUGCUCUUUAAAGCUCCUAGAAGACUUUAUCGAAGAAUUUUUCUAUCAAAAUCCCAUCAGUCAAAUCGGCAUUAUAGUGACGAGAAACAAAAGAGCCGAAAAAAUAAGCGACUUAACAGGAAAUCCUAAAAAACAUAUCAAAGAAUUAAAAGCUUUGAAAAAUUCGAGCUUCACCGGGGAACCUUCUUUACAAAACUCCUUGGAACUAGCCCUAAAGUCCCUAAAGUUACUUCCAUCUCAUGCGACGAGAGAAAUUGUUGUGAUAAUUGGUUCGCUCACCACCUGCGAUCCGGGAGAUAUUGGCGAAACCAUACAGACAAUGAAGACAGAGGGUGUCAGGUGCAGUGUAAUUGGACUCGCAGCCGAAUUGCACAUUUGUAAACGCAUGGCGUCCGUGACAGGAGGCAUUCACGGUGUCGUUUUGGAUGAUAAGCAUUUUAAGGAACAGUUAAAUUUACAUAUUGAUCCGCCUCCUGCUGCAACUCGAUUGGACGCCGCUUUAGUCAAAAUGGGAUUUCCUCAUCAUGCUUUACAAUCUUCAACUGCUGAAACUUCCAUGGCUGUCUGCAUGUGUCAUGCUGAUAAUAUGGAAGACUCGGACAAGCUUUUAAAUACGGGAUAUCUUUGUCCCCAAUGCCUUAGCAAACACUGCGAAUUGCCAGUCGAAUGUCGCGCUUGCGGACUCACAUUAGUGUCAGCACCACAUUUGGCCAGAUCUUAUCACUAUUUAUUUCCUGUCAAACGGUUUAAAGAAAUUCAGUACGAUGGAAGCUCUUCGAAUUGCUUUAGUUGUCAAAAGGAGUUCGGGCAGGUGGACAAAAAGCUCUAUUAUUGCGAGAAUUGCCACCACACCUUUUGUCUGGACUGUGAAAUAUUCGUUCACGAAUCUCUUCACAUGUGUCCAGGUUGUGCAACUAAUCCGGAAACUUACGUGAAACAAUCAGAAAAUUUAUCAGCCCGUUGAGAAAGUGGGAAUAAAAGAUUUUUUGUAACUACUUUCACAGUAUCUUUCUUCGAUUGAUAACUUCACUCAUUCAUUAUUAUAUCAUUGCCAUUUAAGUUUUGCGUCGGUUCGGCUGAAAAAUAAAUAAGACAUUCGAAUCAGUUUCCAAGUACCAGAAUGUUGAACAUUUGUCGAACGACUAUUUGAAUGUUACAGUCAAUAAUACAAUAUUAUUUUUUAAUUUUACAAAAGUGUACAUAAAUAAAUACGACUUUUUUAUUUUA